ACAGUGAGUGGCACUGGUUAUGUCCAAUUAGAGCGUCGGAGGGCGGAGCCUUAGCCAAUAACAACAGUUUUGCAAUGUCACGGCCGCUCGGCUACAGAGAGGAUUUGGUAUGUUCCGGGUCUGUGUUUGAAACGGGGCUGCCUGCCAUGCUGCCGCUCACUAAUGAUGCAGUAAUCAUGUGAAUGCGGUCUCUGUAUGUGGAUGGGCACAGCUCGAAAACGCCAAAGAUGUUCCGCCUGGUGGAGCCCGUGGUCGCAAUUUACUGCUUUGCAAGCUUUUUUACAUUCCCUUUGAUACAGCAGUAUGUGUAUUCCAGGAUGCUGAUUGAGGGGUCCAGUGAUGGCUUUAUCAAUGGCAACAAUAUAUCCCAUUGUGAAACAAACCAAAGUGACCCCGCAUAUAUUCAUCAGAAGGAGGUCCAGAAACGAGCAUCUCUCUUUUCUUCAACGUUGGAUCUAAGUGCGCUCAUUCCAAGUCUUGUCAUGGCUUUAAUCCUUGUGUCGUAUGGGGACCGGCAUGGACGCAAAGCAUCAAUUUUACUGCCCUGCUUGGGUGCCCUAUUAAGUGUUCUCAUUUAUUGUGCUAUUGCGUUUUUCACUUUACCCCUUGCAGUUUUAUACCUCUCCUAUGUAAUCAGUGGAUUUAUGGGUGGCUUUGCCACAUUUAUAGGUGGUUGUUUUUCCUACGUAGCAGAUCUGUCGAAAGAUGCCCAAAAGAAGAAUAUCCGAAUAGCGUUCGUGGAUAUGGUUCUGGGAGUUUCAAGUGGACUUGCCGGCAUUGCCUCGGGCUAUUUUAUACGAGAAUUAGGCUUUAAUUGGUCCUUUUUAAUCCCAGGGCUACUGCACAUAAUUAACAUUUGUUAUAUUUGUUUUUUCCUGGAAGAAACAGUGCAAAGAUCUGAAUUCCAGCAGCCGGUGCUGAGUAAAGAAGGAUUUACAGAACUCUUUACUGGCGUGUUCUUGCUCUUCAGAAAUGCUUCUUGCAAGAAACGCGUGGUGCUGACUCUCUUGCUGCUUGCUUUCAUGUUGUAUUUACUGGCAAAUUUCGGAGCCGUCAGUCUGUUUACAUUGUAUGAGCUGGAUGCCCCUCUUUGCUGGGAUUCUGUACUUGUUGGAUGGGGCUCGGCCUUCUCCACCUUUUGUUUUGUGGGCAGCUUUUUUGGAGUGUAUUUAUUUUCUCGCUGCCUAAAAGACGCCUACAUUGUCUUCAUUGGAAUGACAUCUUGGAUUGGAGGGAUCAUUUUGGUUGCCUUUUCAACCACAACAAUCGCCAUGAUGCUGGUGAGAAUCCCUCUGCUGUUUGCAGCUAUGCCUCUUCCAGUUCUGCGCUCUAUUAUGUCCAAAGUGGUUUUGGAAAAUGAACAAGGGGCGCUGUUUGCCUGCAUUGCCUGUCUGGAGAGUAUAACUGGAGUUCUCACUAUUACUAUCUUCAGUGCAGUCUAUGCAGCCACCGUCAUGUGGUUUCCUGGAUUUAGUUUCCUGUUAUCAGCUGGAAUAUGCCUUUUGCCAUUUGGAAUUAUAGGGAUUUUGCUGCUCAUUGGCUAUCAAGAAAGGGAUCAUGUUCUACUAGUGGAUGACGAUACCAGUACUGAAGAUGGAUCCUGAUUGGCUGAUCUAGCAUGCAGGGUAUAUACAUCGGGAGAACAUAUGUGUGAUGUAAUAACACUGAAGUGUUUACACCUGGUCCAGUUGCCACACUAGCGAAUCAGCAGAUAGCAUUUACUGAUUGCUUGUUUAAAAGCAAACAUCUGAUUGGUUAUUAUGGUGACUAUUGACAGAUUCUAUAUAUUCAGGACCAGGGUGAGCACAAAAACAAAAUCUCCUGUAUUACAGUCAGUGCAGUUUCCUGCUCUUCUAUUAUCCCCUUCCUCUGUAUGAACAAUCAAAUCCAAUAUUUAUUGGAUGUUAGGGGAAACAUUUUCCUUUGCACUUAUCCUUUCAUGGAAGAAGAAUGUGGGUGAAAAACUGCUUCCUCACUCUUAAAACUAGUAGCCUUAAAAGGGAACUUAUUUUCUUAAAAUAAGAUCAUGAAUUCAUAAAUAUGAGUAUAGAUUAUUGUAUUCAGGGAGCUUUACCUCUUAUCUGAAACUAAUUAGACACUUCUACCACCAAGUUCACAUGAACUAUCCAUAUAAUCCAAGGAAAUAGCACCCCAAGUGGUCAUCUUAUCUUGAAAUAUGGUAAAAUGCUCGCUUGGCAUUAAAUAUCUUUUCAGCAUG
Xenopus tropicalis (tropical clawed frog) is the source of this 2218-nucleotide messenger RNA. It is a transcript of the gene slc46a3, whose product is annotated as solute carrier family 46 member 3. The coding region runs from base 183 to 1604 and encodes 473 amino acids. Gene Ontology annotation, biological process: transmembrane transport. Gene Ontology annotation, molecular function: transmembrane transporter activity. Gene Ontology annotation, cellular component: plasma membrane; lysosomal membrane. The transcript has 6 exons. The record is from RefSeq and is a predicted model, not a curated record. NCBI's taxonomy places the organism in Eukaryota, Metazoa, Chordata, Amphibia, Anura, Pipidae.